Messenger RNA from Saccharomyces mikatae IFO 1815, 597 nucleotides. RefSeq lists its product as uncharacterized. Bases 1 to 597 code for a protein of 198 amino acids. The transcript has a single exon. NCBI's taxonomy places the organism in Eukaryota, Fungi, Ascomycota, Saccharomycetes, Saccharomycetales, Saccharomycetaceae. The record is from RefSeq and is a predicted model, not a curated record.
AUGGAGCCGAGUGUCGCAAUAGAUCAUGAUGAAAUAUCUCAAUCUAGAUAUUUUGUAAUUGUUGAAAAACUAUCGAAGAUCGCUAGGAUUAUUUACAUCACGGACAAUUUUUUGAUUCCAUCUUUGUAUCCCUUAAAAGAGCAGUAUCCAAAAGUUGAUAAAAUCGUAUAUGUACAACUUACCGUAGAUUUGGUAUCAAUCUUUAUAUUUAUUACGCACGAAUUUUUACUACUGGAAAAUGGAACCUAUGAAAAGCGAUAUUUUGAACGGAAGUCAAAGAGGUGUUCAAAAUUUGGAUGCUCUCGGUGUAAUGCUAGUGCUCACCAUCCUAAAUGGUUCAAAGUUAAGCAUUCGCUAUUGUGUCUAGGAAUGUUCUUAUUUGGGGUAUAUUCGUCAAUAAAAGUUAAUAACUUUUUCAGAACUGAUCAAACCGUUAACUUAUACAGAUUAUUAUGGUUGUUAUGCUGGCAACUUAGUGUGAUUUUUAGCAUGAAGUUAUCCGCCUUUUACGGGGAACAAUUGGAUUCCCACAGCGUGCCUCUUGAUGGGAACGACAAUUUUUUUGGCAGAGUAACCACUGCCGCUAGAGCGGUUUAA